Messenger RNA from Brienomyrus brachyistius, 4484 nucleotides. RefSeq names its product prostaglandin G/H synthase 1-like. The record is from RefSeq and is a predicted model, not a curated record. Gene Ontology annotation, biological process: regulation of G protein-coupled receptor signaling pathway; response to oxidative stress; cyclooxygenase pathway. Gene Ontology annotation, molecular function: oxidoreductase activity, acting on single donors with incorporation of molecular oxygen, incorporation of two atoms of oxygen; peroxidase activity; prostaglandin-endoperoxide synthase activity. The coding region runs from base 210 to 2921 and encodes 903 amino acids. Lineage: Eukaryota; Metazoa; Chordata; Actinopteri; Osteoglossiformes; Mormyridae. Gene Ontology annotation, cellular component: cytoplasm; neuron projection. The transcript has 14 exons.
CUUAAAUUCGAUAGGCAGAGGGCAUGGGGGUGGGGGAAGGUAUGCGAGCCUCAGACCUUUAGAUUACAGGAUUUACGUGCUGUGGAAGCGCUUUAUCUGGUUGCGGCACAUUUUUGUCUUUUAGGUAAUUUUCAUAAAAAAUCAACAGCAGUAUUUGUGGAUGUGCUGUGCGUGCUUUACUUCAUUAUUUGUAAAAGCUUUGUCGUAUAAUGAGAGUUCCCAGUCCUGCAUCGAUAUGUGCUGUUUUUCUUCUGGUGCGAGGAUUUUUUUGCCAAGGACAAGAUACUAAAUCAACCAAUCCCUGUUGUCAUUUCCCUUGCCAGAACUGGGGUGUGUGUGUGAGGUUUGGCAUAGACAGAUACGAAUGUGACUGUACUCGCACUGGUUACUAUGGAGAAAAUUGCACUAUUCCAGAGUUCUGGUCCAGAGUUCAGCAGCUGCUGAAACCCAGCCCUGAUGUACUGCACUACAUCCUCACCCAUUUCAAGUGGCUGUGGGACAUGAUCAACCAGACAUUCCUCCGUAACAUGCUGAUACGCUUGGUCCUCCAAGUAAGGUCCAGUUUGAUCCCCAGCCCCCCAACCUACAACUCUAAGUAUGAUUACUUGAACUGGGAGUCAUAUUCCAAUGCCACUUACUACACUAGAAUCCUGCCUCCAGUGCCUGAGGAUUGUCCAACACCCAUGGGGGUCAAAGGAAAAGCAGCACUUCCAGAUCCUGAGGUUCUGGUGGAGAAGUUUCUACUGAGGAAGAAGUUCAGACCAGAUCCACAGGGAACCAACCUGAUGUUUGCUUUCUUUGCCCAGCACUUCACCCAUCAGUUUUUCAAGACCCACAACCGUGUGGGACUGGGCUUCACCAAGGCCCUGGGACAUGGAGUGGACGCCGGGCAUAUUUAUGGUGAUAAUCUGGCUCGCCAGCUCAGACUCCGUCUUCACAAAGAUGGGAAACUGAAAUACCAGAUGAUUCAUGGUGAGAUGUACCUUCCGACGGUGGCUCAGGCCCCCGCGAAGAUGAGCUACCCAGAGAACGUCCCCGCCAAGCAGAGGCUGGCCAUUGGCCAGGAGGUGUUCGGCCUUCUCCCAGGACUGACCAUGUACGCCACGCUCUGGCUGCGAGAGCACAACCGCAUCUGCGACAUCCUGAAGGCCGAGCACCCCACCUGGGGUGAUGAGCAGCUCUUCCAGACCGCACGUCUUAUCAUCAUCGGUGAGACCAUCAAGAUCGUGAUUGAGGAAUAUGUCCAGCACCUCAGUGGCUACCUGCUAAAGCUGAAGUUUGACCCGACCCUAAUUUUCGGUACCCCGUUCCAGUACGGGAAUCGCGUCUCCAUAGAGUUCUCUCAGCUGUACCAUUGGCACCCAUUAAUGCCGGAUAGUUUCCAUAUCAACGGAGAUGAAAUUCCUUACCAGCAGUUCCUCUUCAACACCUCCAUUAUCACAUACUACGGUCUGGAGAAGCUGGUGGAGGCAUUUUCGAAGCAGCGUGCUGGCCAGAUAGGUGGUGGUCACAAUAUCCAUCAGGUGACGGCCAAGGUGGCUGUGAGCACCAUUAAAGAGUCCAGACACUUACGUUUCCAGUCCUUCAACCAGUAUAGGAAGAGGUUCAAGCUGAAGCCAUACACAUCUUUCGAGGAGUUUACUGGUGAGAAGAUUAUGUCUCGGGAGCUGGAGGAACUCUAUGGCGACAUCGACGCCCUGGAGUUCUACCCUGCUCUGCUGCUGGAGAAGACGCGACCUGGGACAAUAUUUGGCCAGAGCAUGGUGGAGAUGGGGUCUCCGUUCUCCUUGAAGGGGCUCUUGGGAAACCCCAUAUGCUCCCCGGAAUACUGGAAGCCCAGCACCUUUGGCGGGCAGACGGGAUUUGACAUUGUGAAAUCUGCCAGUCUGGAGAAGUUGGUCUGUCUCAACACCAAGAAGUGUCCUUAUGUAGCGUUCCACGUUCCAUCAGCUAAUGACGACCAGCAGCAAAAUGAACCGAAGCAGCAGACUGAGUGGGUUACCAUGACGACACUGGAUGACAAACUGUUGGGGGAGAAGCUGCAGUAUUAUUACAGCAGCAGUGAGGACGAGGACAGCGACAAAGAGGAUGAGGCUGCGGAGGACAAGAACAUCCGUAACCCAGAAGUGCUGGAGGCAGAGUAUACGCAGGAUGGCAGCGCUAUCAACACAGGGCCCAAAGGCGUCAUCAAUGACUGGAGGAAGUACAAGCAGCUGGAGACGGAGCAACGGCAGGAGCAGAAGAAGGAGAUGGAGCUGCUUAUUCAGAAGCUGUCCAUGACGUGCCGCUCACACCUGGAUGACGAGCGUGAGAAGGAGAAGCAGAGGGAGCUCCAGGAGAAGAUCAAUGGCAAGAUGACCCUGCAGGAGUACAGCCAGCUCCGGGAGGACGUGGACGAUGAAGACUUCCUGGCUCAGUACCGCAAACAGCGUAUGGACGAGAUGAGGCGUCAGCUGUGCAGUGGGAAACGCUUCGGCCGCGUGACCGAGCUCAGCUGCGGGGAGGAGUUCCUGGAUGCCGUGGACAAGGAGGGAAAGGCCACUCCGGUGAUGAUCCACAUCUACGAGGCAGACGUGCCCGGAUGCGAAGCCAUGGAUGGCAGCAUGCUCUGCCUGGCACAGGAGUACCCGCUCGUCAAGUUCUGCCGCACGCGCAGCUCCGUCGUGGGCGCCAGCGCGCUUUUCACGGGGAACGCCCUCCCCGCCUUGCUGGUGUACCGGGGAGGCGAGCUCAUCGGGAACUUCGUCCGCAUCACGGACCAGCUGGGCGAUGACUUCUUUGCCGUGGAUGUGGAGGCCCUGCUGCAGGAGUACGGGCUGCUGCCUGACAAGGCGGCCAUGACCCCCACAGCCAUCCGCGACGCUGCCGUCGCUCAGCACUCCCAGAGUGACGAGGAUGACAGUGACCUGGAUAUCGACUAACUUGUCCCCCCCCCCCAUGCAUGCCUGCAUUAGCAAGCCCCACCAGAAUAUAGAUAUGUCUCCCUGUUCUCUUCAGAACAUCCAAUACCACCUAUUCUGAUGUACCACAUGACUCAGCCCCUAGAAGCAUCUGUCCCUUUUGCCUUGAAGGACCUAGUCAAACUAAAAUGUGCACCUCAGUGCUGCAUGAAUAUUUAAAUGUCCCGGGUCAAAGGUCAAGCUGUGUCGUUCCAUUCUUCACCCAUAGGGCAGAUUCAAGAAGGGUUAUGAUUCCUGGUCUUUUUGUUUUUUUCUGUUUAAAGGAUAAAUGGAUAGUAAAUUAUUGUGAAUCUUUUCUCCCCAUGUUCUACACUGUUAGCAAUUUUUUUCUUACAUCUUGUUUGGUCUUAGUUAGCAUUUAGUUAUUAACGUUUUGCUUGAGGCGGCUUAUCUGACAAUUUUAUGUAUUCAGCCAUCCUACAAGUGGUGAACAACAAAGACUUCCUUCACAGUCUAUGCACAAACAGCCUUACUGUUCUGUACAGAAAACAUGUCAGAUCUUUCCUUUGGUAGCCUGGAGUUAUUGUAAAAUGAAAAGGCCCAAAAUCACAGAGUGAGGCAGGUUCUGGGCGGCAUGGAUUUAACCUAAAGGAGGUGGAUCAAACCGUUCUGCGUUUCUCUGGGCACCCUAUGCUAAGCUAACACUUUCAUAUUACUUCAAAACCGUUACACAUAACCAAGUUUAAAGGAACUAUUUACUGUUUCUUGGAACAAAAGGCAGCUUGUUUACACAUUUUUGGAAACUACAGAUGCCCUGCCCCUCCCCAGUAAUAGUUGUAAAAACCACACAUAAAUAUUAUUGUCGCAAACUACAAACCAGCACAUUGGCUAACCUGUGUUAGGUUAACAUGCAUGUUAUGUUGCAGUGUCGUUUCCAGCCUGAGGGUGGAGUUUCCACUUUAACUUCUGCAUGGCUUUAGCAUGGUUUCCCAUCAGGUCCUCGUGGAACGGUUCAUGUUUUUACUCCCUGCCAGACUACACUUUUUUGCUAGGGAGCUGGGGGGGAGCAAAAAUGUGGACCGUCUGGAGAUCCCUGAGGAGCAGGUGGGGAAACACUGCUUUAGUGUACAUCUAGACGGUCCUUUCCAGCAGUUGCAUCAUUGCUAGAAAAAGGUCUGUGAACACAAAUUAACUACCAAGGGAAACCGCUAAAAAUCCAGGCUUGCAUGUAUGACGCCCCCUUGGCUGUCUCAGUGAUGGACCAAAUCAUCACUUCUUAAUGCAAGAAAUGAUGUUCUAUUCUAUUUGUUACUGGACAGGAAUUGACUUGCUUCACACUGACGUUCACUGUAGCUGUUUUUACACGUUGGCAUAAUUCUUGGUGUCUUUGUUUUCCAUGGUAACUGCAGGCACAUCACACUCUCAGUUAUAUACAUUUUAUGCGUCUGGUAAAUUUGAAUUCUCAAACUGCAAAUACAAGAAGCAAGGCCUGUAUUUUGUACAUCUUUUUAUACUGUAAUGUUUUCUUUGUGUGUCUAAAAGCUGCUGUUCACAGUCUAACAUCGUAUUAAAUUUGUUUGCAAA